AUGUCACGGCUUGUAGAGGCGCCGCGAUUGGGGGCUGCAGUAUGUGGAUCUGAUGAGGCGCCGCGAUUGUGGGCUGCAAAUAUUUUGCUCGAUGAAGAUUGGGUUAAUGGAGAUUUUAACUAUAAAAGGCCCCUCUUGUCCGUCGGUUCAGCUUCAGUGGAAGCACCACCUACAUCUGGAGGACUUGCUCCUGCAAUUUCUUUGACAGACAAUGCAUUGAAGCACUUCAAUAAGUUAAGGUCUGAAAGAAAUGAAGAUUUAUGUCUAAGAAUUGGUGUUAGACAAGGAGGAUGUUCUUAUUGA
This is a messenger RNA of Fraxinus pennsylvanica, 303 nucleotides long. Lineage: Eukaryota; Viridiplantae; Streptophyta; Magnoliopsida; Lamiales; Oleaceae. The record is from the annotation of a GenBank genome assembly.